AUGAGCCAACUAAGAUCAGAACUUAUCUGUUCACGAAACAUUGCAGCUAUUGACAAAUCAUUAAAGAUAUAUAAACAAAACAUUGCAAUUCCAGUUGAAGAAAAUGAUGAAAAAACAAGUUUAGAUGAAAACACAGAAAAAGAGCAAUUAAUUAGUCUAUUAGAAAAUGAUAUGAAUUUAGAAAAUCCUGAAAAGCAAAUUCGGACAAAUGUUAGUCUAAAUAAAGAGAAGGAAGUUAAAGAUGACUUAAAUGAAUUAGAAAGUCUGUCUGAAUUAUAUUUUGAUGAAGUAGAAUUUUAUCUUGUGAAUAACUUUACAGCCAAAUUCAUAUUUAGUUUAUAA
Cetraspora pellucida is the source of this 342-nucleotide messenger RNA. The record is from the annotation of a GenBank genome assembly. Lineage: Eukaryota; Fungi; Glomeromycota; Glomeromycetes; Diversisporales; Gigasporaceae.